AUGUCUACCAAGUUUCUCAUCAUGGUAGAUACACCUGAUAGUGGUACCGAACCUACUGAAAUCGAACUUUCCGUUGUCGCUCGCCUCACAUUCUACAAAGCUGGCAACAACGGCAAAGGCAAGAAACAAACUAAGGAUAUCAAGGCGAAAACUUUCAACCACAACUUCUCUGAGUCAAAAGACAACUAUCUCGAACUUCUAACAGCGAUCCUAGAGAAGCACCAUGUCGAUAAGAAGUACAAAGUCACUGCCCGCAAUGUCUACCCUUGCAAGAUACAAGUCCAUCCGGCCAAGCAGGGCGACGCUCCUGAUGUGGUCAACUACGAGGAAUACCAAGACCUAGUCAAGAAUACGAUCCUUUCUGCACCGGUGGGGAAACCGGUUGUCAUAUUUGUUGAAAUGCCGAGCAUCGAGAAGUCGGCUAAACGAGUGGACAACCCGGGGCUUUCAAAAGAAGAAUAUGAUCUGGCAAAAGAACGCGCAAAGCUCGAGAAGAAAUAUCAAAACGACCACGAUGGCGGCUAUACCUAUAUCGACGCGACCGGCGUCUCGAUUCCACUCACCCCAUUCAUGAUGAAAGAGUGGGCUCGUGCUCUUGUUGAUAAGGACAAGAGUGUUGACAUCGACAAUCCGCCACACACUCAAACCUUCGAUCCAGCAAAUAGAAAGUCCUCCUUGCUCACUCGAAAACGCUCCGAAAGCUCCGGGUCUACUGGAACUGAAGUCCCGUCUGAAACAUCAACUCUCGCCGCCCUCUCAGGAAUCAUCAACUCGAUCACAUCUCUUGUUCACCCAGGCAAUCCACCUCUUCCAAGCACACCAAAGAAAAACCAACCUGACAACCACCAUACCCUCAAGCCAUCUCCCUCACAGCUUGGUCGAUUCCUUACCCAUGCUGAGAAAGAAGCGGGUGUGAAGAACGCUUCUCGCCAUGAAUACGCACUUGCCGGCGAAGGAUAUGGACCCGACAUUCUUCAUCUCAUCGACGACAAAGCCUUAUGCGCUCUCGGAAUUCCUGCUGGAGAUGUUCUUCGACUGAAACAGGCUGCGCCGCUGUGGUGGAAAGCGGAACCAGGACAGGCUUUGAAGCGUCGCCAUGAAGUGCUUGAAGGUAGCCCAGCCGAGAAGCUACAGGAAACCCCUCCAAACAAGAAAAUGCGGUUUGAGAAGCGUUACGUCGAAGGCGGAUCUUGGACGCUAUUCGGACCUGGCACCAUGGAAGGCGAUGUCGACCCUAAUGCCGAUUUUACUUGGUACUUCUAUUCAAAGGACUUGAAGAUGACCCUUCCGCUUCCGCGUGGUCUGGUUCCGAUUCUUGAUGGUGAAGAAGACAAUGGUUUAUGGCCCUCUCAUUAG
Messenger RNA from Laccaria bicolor S238N-H82, 1356 nucleotides. RefSeq lists its product as uncharacterized. Bases 1 to 1356 code for a protein of 451 amino acids. The record is from RefSeq and is a predicted model, not a curated record. NCBI's taxonomy places the organism in Eukaryota, Fungi, Basidiomycota, Agaricomycetes, Agaricales, Hydnangiaceae. The transcript is spliced from 4 exons.